GUUCUGCUGGCCUCCUCUCGUCUCCCUCGAGGGGAUCUUCGUUCCUUUCUGCUGUCUUCACGACGAUUUGGGGUGUAUGUACACCCGGUGUCACCGGGCACACGGGGAAUCCCUCAUCUUUUCCUGUGUGCACCUCGUUUUCUUGAGGCUGUCGCAAGCAGCGGUUUUUCUCCCUGCUUCUCUGCUUCUCCACUCCCCUCUGUCCAUCCUUUCUUUUGUGCGUUCUUCUGUUCCGUCGUUUCGCAUCCUCGUCGCUCGCCUUCUCUUCACAGGUGUGCGCGACGCGCCGUCCCCCAGCGCCUCCACUUCCGCUGUCUGUACACCGCACCUCUCGGGAAAGUUUUUCUUUGUCCCCGCAAAAUGGAGCUCUCGUUCUUCAACGUCGACGACGGCUACCUGGAAGGCAUCUGCCGAGGGUUGCGCUCGGCCUUCUUGACGGAGGAAGAUUAUAAAAAGUUGUCCGCCGCGGAUUCGCUCGAGGAUCUGCGGUCGGCCCUCGAGGAGACGGAUUACGGUCCGUUCAUGCAGGACGAGCCUCUGCCCCUGGCGGUACCGACUUUAUCCCAGAAGUGUCGAGAGAAGAUGGCUUCCGAGUUCCGGUACAUGCGGUCACAGGCUUCAGGGCCUCUUGGCAAGUUCAUGGACUUCAUCGCAACGGAGAAGAUGAUUGACAACGUCGUCGGUCUGAUUCAGGGCGCCCUGAACAGAAAGUCUUCUCACGAGCUUCUGGCGCGCGUCGACCCAAUGGGGUACUUCCAGGAAAUGGCUGCGAUUGCGAACAUGGAUUUGACGACGAGCUACGAGGAACUGUAUCGCGCACUGUUGAUCGACACACCGGUGGGGAAAUAUUUCCAAGCUUUUCUCACAGAGUCUGGAUCGCAAGCCGCGGCUCACUCCGCUGAACACGGUGGCCGCAGCCUCGCAGAAGUCGCCAGCAUCGUCUCCGAAACAGAUAUCGAGCUGAUGAGGAACAGCCUCAAGAAAGGCUGGCUGGAGGAUUUCUACGCCUUCGUCCAGUCUCUUGGAGGCACAACCAAGGAAGUUAUGACGCACAUUCUCAAGAGGGAAGCGGACUACCGUGUCCUCCGCUUGGUCGUCAACUCGCUCUCUUCGAAUCAGCAACAGCAAAUGGAUCGCCAGGCUCUGUAUCCGUCAUUCGGUUAUCUCUAUCCCGAAGGAACGGAUGGCCUGCGAAAGGCGUGGAAUGACACGACUGUCCGCGCAGCUCUGGCGCCUUUCUCUAGCUACCUGAACCUUUAUGAGCAAUGCAAAUCGUUCUACGUUGGACAGGAGGGCCAGGGCAAUGAGGCCGCAAUCAACAUGGCGAGCACGAGCAAAUUCAAAUCCCUGGAAGACUUGCUCUACAGCGAAACGGCGACAAUGUGCGAACUUGCGUUUGAGCAGCAGUUCCACUACGGAAUUUACUAUGCGUGGGUGAAGCUGAAAGAACAGGAAAUCCGCAACAUCGUUUGGAUUGCCGACAUGAUUUUGAUGAAGAGAAAGGAGUACAUUUCCGACCAGAUUGUUCCUCUCUUCCCUCCUCGGGUGUGAAGACCGUGGAUGCUGUCGCAUGCGGCUGCCGUCUCGUUCGCGUUUGUCCUCGAUCUUGUUUUUUCACUUUCCUUGUCCGCGGUCAUUUGCUUUCGUCCACGUUAUGCCUGUUUCUGCCUUCCCGCUGUCCUGCCCUCUGUCAU
Messenger RNA from Toxoplasma gondii ME49, 1694 nucleotides. Its product is annotated as vacuolar ATP synthase subunit d, putative. The record is from RefSeq and is a predicted model, not a curated record. Bases 361 to 1551 code for a protein of 396 amino acids. NCBI's taxonomy places the organism in Eukaryota, Apicomplexa, Conoidasida, Eucoccidiorida, Sarcocystidae. Gene Ontology annotation, biological process: vacuolar transport; proton transmembrane transport; vacuolar acidification. Gene Ontology annotation, cellular component: vacuolar proton-transporting V-type ATPase complex; proton-transporting V-type ATPase, V0 domain. The transcript has 12 exons. Gene Ontology annotation, molecular function: proton-transporting ATPase activity, rotational mechanism.